Messenger RNA from Erigeron canadensis, 1447 nucleotides. Its product is annotated as type IV inositol polyphosphate 5-phosphatase 9. Lineage: Eukaryota; Viridiplantae; Streptophyta; Magnoliopsida; Asterales; Asteraceae. Gene Ontology annotation, molecular function: phosphatidylinositol-3,4,5-trisphosphate 5-phosphatase activity; inositol-polyphosphate 5-phosphatase activity; phosphatidylinositol-4,5-bisphosphate 5-phosphatase activity. Gene Ontology annotation, biological process: phosphatidylinositol dephosphorylation. Bases 1 to 1380 code for a protein of 459 amino acids. The record is from RefSeq and is a predicted model, not a curated record. The transcript has 8 exons.
AUGCGAGGAGAAAUUAUGUGGCCAAGAUUAGUAGCUAGCAAGCUACUAAGGAAAACAUUAGGAUCUAACAACUUCGUCGCGGAUUUUCCUGGAAACGACACCUAUUCUUUUGUUAAUCUACCAAUAUUGGAUCUCGAACCUGUCUCGAGUCCUAAGAUAAUUUUGAGUAAUCAUCAUCAUACACAAAAGUUCAAGGUCUUCGUGAGUACAUGGAACGUUGGUGGUGUUUCACCUAGUGAAGAUUUAAAUAUCGACGAUUUGUUAGAUACAUGCAAUACUCCGUGCGAUGUCUAUGUCUUUGGAUUUCAAGAAGUGGUUCCUCUAAGAGCUUCCAAUGUUCUUGGUUCGGAGAAGAAGAAAAUAUCGAUGAAAUGGAACUCACUGAUAAGAAAAACUCUAAACAAGAACUCAAACAACCGAAGCUACAAAAAUGAUAACUUGGAUGACAAGAAACAAAGUUUUUUCCGUGCUGCGGCAAAAAGCAACAAAUCAAAGAUUGAAAGUAGCAUGAUCCAACCAGAGUUUCGGUGUUUAAUCAGUAAACAAAUGGUUGGGAUAAUGAUAUCCGUUUGGGUUCGCAGUGAUCUUCAUCCUUUCUUCAGAAAUCCUAGCGUUUCUUGCGUUGGUUGCGGUGUCAUGGGAUGCCUUGGAAACAAGGGCUCAGUGUCGGUUCGAUUCCAAUUUCAUGAGACAAGUUUUUGCUUUGUAUGUAGCCAUCUAGCAUCCGGAGGAAGAGAGGGAGACGAGAGAGUAAGAAACGCCAAUGCCGCGGAGAUAUUGUCUAGAACAAGUUUUCCGACUGCCAUGGGGCCUUCCCUUGAUCUACCAAGAAAAAUUUUAGAUCACGAUCGAGUCGUGUUGCUUGGAGAUCUCAAUUAUCGGAUUUCCUUGCCGGAGAGGGAGACUAGAUUGCUAGUGAAAAGGAAGGAUUGGAAUACUCUACUUGAGAAUGAUCAGCUUCGAAUGGAACUCAUGGAUGGUCAAGCAUUUGAAAUUUGGCAUGAAGGAACAAUCAAUUUUGCUCCUACUUACAAAUACCACCUUAAUUGUGAUGAAUACUAUGGUUGUGGUAAUCUUGGUACCAAAGGCAAAAAGAAACGUGCUCCUGCCUGGUGUGAUAGGAUAAUUUGGACAGGGGAAGGACUAAAGCAACUUCUAUAUGCAAGAAGUGAAACCCGUUUAUCUGAUCAUAGGCCCGUGAAGGCGAUUUUCUCUACGGAAGUUAAAGUUUCACGAAUCCGGUACCAAAACUUUUGUUUAUCAGAGAGGUAUGGACAACGUAGAACCAAAGCCGAUUUGGAUUUCCAUUCGGAUGAUGAAUACUCGAGUCAUUCAGGGCGGUUAAGCUUCCAUUUAAAAAACAAAACAACGACUCCAUGAAAGUGACCGGCUGUUUCGUUGAUCAAAGAUUAUUAUUAUACAUAUAUAACAAAGAGAAAACAAAGAU